Molecule: messenger RNA, 4546 nt
Organism: Acinonyx jubatus (cheetah)
Lineage: Eukaryota; Metazoa; Chordata; Mammalia; Carnivora; Felidae
Gene: ERLIN2
Product: ER lipid raft associated 2
Exons: 12
Coding region: 282-1295 (337 amino acids)
Biological process (GO): SREBP signaling pathway
Cellular component (GO): endoplasmic reticulum membrane; endoplasmic reticulum
Molecular function (GO): cholesterol binding; ubiquitin protein ligase binding
Source: RefSeq, a predicted model, not a curated record
CCCCUUAGUGUGCGCACUGGGCCUUUUUGCGGCUCCCGGCCCGAGCUGAUCAGCCGUUCUCCCGGGCUCGAACCCCAGCAGCCUCUCUCCCUCUGGAGCUAGAAAGCAACCCCUUUCUGUUUCGUCCCUUCCCCCUGAACCCCAGGGCGCUUGGGACGCGCGACCCUCUCUCGGAAGAGGGCAGGGAAGGGGCGCGAUUUGGGAGCGGGGAGGAGGGCAUCUGCAGAAAGGACACAGCUGCAGAUCGGUAGCUGGAGUCCGCUACGGAUAAAGGCUCACUGAUGGCUCAGUUGGGAGCAGUUGUGGCUGUGGCUUCCAGUUUCUUUUGUGCGUCUCUUUUCUCAGCUGUGCACAAGAUAGAAGAGGGACAUAUUGGGGUGUAUUACAGAGGCGGUGCCCUACUGACUUCCACCAGUGGCCCUGGUUUCCAUCUCAUGCUCCCUUUCAUCACAUCAUAUAAGUCUGUGCAGACCACACUGCAGACAGAUGAGGUGAAGAACGUGCCUUGCGGGACUAGUGGUGGUGUAAUGAUCUACUUUGACAGAAUUGAAGUGGUGAACUUCUUGGUCCCAAACGCAGUGUAUGACAUAGUGAAGAACUACACUGCUGACUACGACAAGGCCCUCAUCUUCAACAAGAUCCACCACGAACUGAACCAGUUCUGCAGCGUGCAUACGCUUCAGGAGGUCUACAUCGAGCUCUUUGAUCAGAUUGAUGAAAAUCUCAAGCUGGCUUUGCAACAGGACCUGACCUCCAUGGCCCCCGGGCUCGUCAUCCAAGCUGUGCGGGUGACAAAGCCCAAUAUACCCGAGGCGAUCCGCAGAAACUACGAGUUGAUGGAAAGCGAGAAGACAAAGCUGCUCAUUGCAGCCCAGAAACAGAAGGUGGUGGAGAAGGAAGCUGAGACAGAGCGCAAGAAGGCCCUGAUCGAGGCAGAAAAAGUGGCUCAGGUGGCAGAAAUCACCUAUGGGCAGAAGGUGAUGGAGAAGGAGACCGAGAAAAAGAUUUCGGAAAUUGAAGAUGCUGCCUUUCUGGCCCGGGAGAAGGCAAAGGCUGAUGCCGAGUGCUACACCGCUAUGAAAAUCGCUGAAGCAAACAAGCUGAAGCUGACCCCUGAGUAUUUGCAGCUGAUGAAGUACAAAGCCAUUGCUUCCAACAGCAAGAUUUACUUUGGCAAAGACAUCCCGAACAUGUUCAUGGACUCCGCAGGCGGUCUGGGCAAGCAGUUCGAGGGGCUAGCUGACAAGCUGAGUUUCGAUGAUGACCCCUUGGAAGCAGACCCUGAGGAGAAUUGAAAUUUUUGUAUACGACCUCAAAUGACACUUAAAAGAGAUCUUUAUUUUUGAAUGAUGAACCAGGAUGCUCCUCCCUCCCACAUUACCUGCCUUGACUCUCUCCCACAUUCAGUGGUGAAAAAAAAGAAGAAAUGGAUUUAAAUAGAUCCCCUCCCUGGGAAGGACGGGAAGGGGUUGAUGAUUUGGGGUUUUAUUCAGGUAAGUGGGUCAGAUGACUUCUGUUAAGACUGGGAAACCAUGGCUUUGACCUUUGCCCUCUAGACACUAAUUUUAGCCCUUUGAAGCAGAUUUAAGGAGGGACUCAGUCAUUACAGAGUGGGAGAAACAUAGGGUGUUGCCUCCAGGUGAUCUGAUUUCCCUUAUUUGGGAAAACGGGGUCCAGUUUUCUCGCCCCUGCCUCCAAGGUGGGAGACACCUGGGGGUGAGGUCCAGCAGCUGAGCAAAUGUGUGCUUUUGAGUUUGCCAGCAGAGCUGUGGGGGGACAGCUGCAGGGGAUGUUGGGCUUUGCUGGCAUUUCUCUCGGGGCGUCUGUGAGUCACGUUGGCACGCUUUUCCGGAGUCCUCUUAAGGAAGAACCUGAGCUGUCGGCUCUGCAGACCUUUCUGUCCACUGCCCUCCUUGCCCCAAGGCUCAAAGAGCGGUGGUUUCCAACUACAUUCCAGAGUCAGGCUUUGGGCACCACCACACGCUUCUUUUUAAAACUUUUCACGUGUUCUGUGAUUUGGUUUUUUCCUCUCACGUCUGUUCAUUGAUUCCACUCGGCAUCAGGAAGACAGGAACAAACAACCCAAGUGUCUUAAUAGCUGCUGACGUGGGGUCGUCAUCUCUCUCAGCCACCGUGGCACCUGCUUGGCAAACUGCGUAUGUUCCUUGAGAUCACGUGUCUUUUCUAUUGUGGGGAUUCUACCUUGAAGAGCUCCUGUGGGGGAGGAGGACGGUCCCCUGGAAGAUCUCCUAGUCAUAAUGCUUCUAGCUUGUGCUGGCAUUAGUCUGAUGCAGCGAUAAAAAGGGAGCCCAUUCUCUAAGUAGCACGUGUUUUUAAAUCUAGGUCACUGACAGCCACACAGGGGUCAGACUGAGUGCUAAAUCUCCAGAGACAGUGAUGGGGGUACAUGCCCGAGGCCCUGCCCCGGCCCCUGGGUUGGAAGGGCUGCAUCAAAAUCUGUUCAAAUGUUUGAGUUUGGUUUUAGUUUUGUUUUUGUUUUUCCAUUUCUAAGUAGGAAAAAUUUGAGUCACUCUGGGAGAUUUGAGAUGGAGGAGAACAAACAUGAAAGAAAGGUUUUCUUCUAUCCUGAAACGGGGGGUGGGGUGGCGUUCAGCUUAUGUAGCCCACGAGUCGUGCACCAGAUUGUUAGGUUGUCUCGAGUUAACUUGCAAACACGUUGGUAUUCUCCAUGACAAGCUCUGGUUGAGGAUUCAGCCUUGCUAUUAGCCUCCCCCCCUCCCCCCGCCACCAAAGAAACUACCACUGUACCCCCUCAGCGAUACUAUGAAUGAUACUUUCUGGCACGGAUCCCCACUUCAUUUUUUAUCCCAUGCCCAGACCUGGUUUAUCGAACGGCCCCAAAAUUCAGGCCAGCUUGCUCCCAAGUAGCACUAGGCUUGUCUAGGGUCCUGGGAACAAUCAGCCUGCUUAGGUAGAAACAAAAUGUGAACUCCUCUGAAAUGCUGCCCUUCUCUGUUCUUAUCUCUGGGACUUAGAAUUUUCAAACCACCGGUCCUGGUCACACUUUGUGCAAGCAACCACAUGUUUGUGGGAAUGAUGGGUUUUAACGUGCUCACAGGCACUUGCAGAAGACAGACAGUCUCCCGAGGCCAACAGGGUAACCGUCAUUAAGAUAUACUCACCCUCCUCCAUUUCGGUGCCAUUGAUCCCUUGUUAGGAGCAGCAGGACACAUGACAUCCAGCAUCCCCAGUUUUCAUAUUUGUCAGCUCCCCCUACCCUGAGACUUGCCGCCUCGGCCUCAGAAAACGCUACCUUAACAGAACCCAAGGCAAGGAUGUCUCAGCCUCUGAACAGUACGUUUGCUCAGGUUCUUAACUUGAAAAUCUCCCUAAUACCAACAUUCUGUGAUAGUUUGUCCCUUGCACUAGAUACACUUUAACCACAACAGAGCCUCAGUAAAGUCUGCUGCACCUGCCCCCCUCACUGCUAAUGUUGCUUCCUCUUUAACCACAAAGUAUAAAUGUUGCAGUAGCCCUCGGUUCAAAUUCAACGGUUAUCUAUAACCUGCCUAAAUGGUGAAAUCAUGGAGGUCAGCGGUUUCCUCAGCAUGGGACUAACCAGUCUGUCUGUGCGACUUUGUUUCUUUAACACUCACUAGAAAAUCCGAUCUUAAAACAUUUGAGUUCUAAACAUGUAAAAUGUGACAGCCUACAAUUUUGUAGGCAGCAAAGUCAUGGCUGCUAUUUAUAAAUGGAACUUCUAUCAAAAUAAGUAACUGUUUAUAAAAUUCAGUUUUUGUAGGAUUUUCCAAGGAAAAGUCACCUUGGCUGAAUGUUUCUCACUAAACUUUACAGAAGUGGUUCAUAUUCGGUACUGUUUUUAAUCACUUUUUUAAUAUAAGGACAGAAUAUUUGCAAGGAAGCCAAAGUUUGUUAAUAAUUUUUAUAAGACUAAAAUAACAUAAAUCUGAAGGUAACUGUGGUCAUAUUCAGUUGAAGGAGGAAAAAAAUUGACAAAUGUAGCACUAUAUUGAUCCAAAAAAAGUUGUUUUAUACAUGAUCUGUUGUAAUUUCUAUGGGUAUGUGUAUCUUUCAGCAUUGAUAACUUUGCCAUUUACAGAGAGUAAGUAGUGAAAGUAAGAUCACCGUAUUUACUGACUUCUCUAAGUUUGAUUGAAGAUAAACCUCCCUCAGUUGAAAAUAAACCUGUAUCUUGGCUAGUGGCUGCUCUGUGUCCAUGAACUUAACCUCUACUUUAGUGCUCAGUAGGAUUCUAGCCACGGUUGCUAUUGCUUCCUUAGAAAAGAGUUAAUAGCCAAUCAGUUUGUGUUUGUAUUUCCAUUUCUGUGUAAGCUGGUAAUUGAAUAGUCAAACAAACUCUACUUUGAAAGAGCCCCAACAGUUUAAUGACCCCCUUUGUAAAUGAGAAAUGAUUCUUGUUAUAUUAAUAACUCUAUAAAUUAUAUGCUGGAUUAAUUGCCUUAGGUUGAUAGCUGGAGGAAUUGUUUUAGACAACACUAAAGGUGUGAAUUUAUAUCUGAGUUUUAUUUUCAGUCUUGCUAAAUAAAACAAGUCUUUGUAUUUA